UGCUUUUCUUUUUAUUUAUGUCUGACCUUCAGAGGUAUAAAAAUACACAAUAAAAUCAGUCAUUUGCUAGAAAGAAACCAAUUGAAUAAAAGAAUAGAACAGCUCGAUUUCUUCUCGUCUGGCUGUCAAAACUCAAAUUCAAAGCAGUCGCUUAUUUUCCUCCUCGGAUUGCGGACAUAGUGCAGUUUUGCUUUCAAAUAAUCAAUCAAUUUCUCGUCAAGAAAACAUAAAAUAUCAUCCACAAAAUAAGAAUUAGCUACUUCGGAGUGUAAAUAAUUAUUUUAUUAAGCUUAUCGAUAGCAAUCAAACAAGUAAUUCGACGGAAAAAGAUAAAAGAAAAUCGUGAAAAUAACAUCAUUGUGAUUGCCCUGCCAGAGAACACAUGGUUUAGUCGUGUAUUGUCAUACAAAACGAGUCACAUAUGUUUUCAUUUACAAACUGGAUGUAAACAAACUUGUGCGAAAAAUAAAUACAAAUAAAAACAAAACAAGCAGAUUAUGGAUUCAAUACGUGAAACUACUCCGUCGUCAUCUUCUGCCUCUGCCUCCGCAUCCAAUCCUCCCGAGGGUACACGACAGAACAGCCUACAACGUAUCCAACAGAGAAAAUUGAAGGUAUUCAAUCUGCCAUUGUCACAACAAUUGGCCAAGUUGUCGAUGUACUCCUCGUGUCAAGUGGAUGAGUGUCGAUGCACUGGCUGGAAGACAUCCCACGAGAAUCGUCAUCGUGACGACGAAAGUUCCUAUAGCCCUGAAUUCAAUGAGAAAUGCAGGAAUCCAGCCUGUAUGCAUCCUCUUCAAAACCAUAUUUCCCAUCUAACUGGGAUUUCAAGUCAACAAAUGAAUGAACUUCUGGGAGCAAUUAUUGACAUGGAAAAUCUCUUCAUGAGUAUGCAACGAGUCGAUGACGACGACACUAAGAAGGUUUAUAUGUAUCUCUUUAGGCUAUUGAGGCAAUGUGUGAUAAGCAGACAGCAUCCAGUGAUUCGUGGACCAUUGGGUGAUCCGCCAUUUGAGUCGCCGUGCAUCGCCAAGUCGAUUUCGAGUUUUGUUUUCUACAAGUAUAAUCAUUUGAGUCAACCGGAACUUAGCACAAUGACUGAGGUGGCGAAGACGUUUUUGAAUUUCCUCAAUCACUACAAUUUCGAGCCCCCUUCGGUGCGAAGAGGCGACAUUACGCACGAGGAUGCGUCGAGUUAUAAAAUCAACUACACACGGUGGUUGGUGUUCUGUCAUGUGCCGGCCUUUUGCAACUCCCUCAGGCAUUUUGAGACUUCACUGGUUUUUGGAAGGAACCUUCUAAAGACGGUGUUCCAAGGGAUGUCGCAACAGUUGAAGAAGAAAUGCAUUUCGGAGCGAGAACGCUUCCCUGCCGACAAAAGAGCCAUCAUCACUCAAAUGCCAAAAUUCCUCGAGGCUCUUAAGGCCGAAAUUGUUCGAGACGAUUCGCCAAUUUGGGACCAAUCGUAUCGCCCUCCAAAUACCUUCCUCUCGCAGCAACUCAAAAGACAGCAGGAAACUCCUGGAGGGAGUUCCAGGCGUUCGGGAGAAUCGUCGCAGAAGAGACUCAAGAAGGAACCAGAGAGACUCUCCGAGCCUGAGGACCUCUCCGACGAGACAGUUCUACGUGCAAUCAAGGCCAUCAGUGAAACGAAAGCAUCAGCCAAGACGGAAGUUCUCUUUCCGGAAAAUGUUUCUCGCGACGAGAUAGUCAAGGCAGAAGAACUUAAGGGCGACAUACAGUUUCAUGUGAUUGGAAACACCCUCAGUUCACCGGUGGAAAGACAAAGCAUGCUGUGGCUAUUGGGGAUGCAAAGUGUAUUUGCCCAUCAACUGCCAAUGAUGCCUCGGGAGUAUAUUAGUCAGUUGCUCUUCGAUACGAAGCACAAGACUUUAGCUGUAAUAAAAGAUAAUCAGCCUAUUGGUGGGAUAUGCUUUCGGCCGUUCCCCACCCAGGGCUUCACAGAGAUUGUGUUCGUGGCUGUGAUCAUGAGCGAGCAGGAAAAGGGAUAUGGAUCGCAUCUGAUGAACCAUUUGAAAGACUAUAGUAUCCAGCGUGGAAUUAGGCAUUUUCUGACGUAUGCCGAUGAGCAUGCCAUCGGGUAUUUCAAAAAACAGGGCUUCUCGAAGGACAUCAAGUUGGCGAGACCUAUUCAUGCUGGCUUCGUAAAGGAGUACGAUAGGGCCACCAUGAUGCACUGUGAACUGCAUCCCAGCAUUGUCUAUACCCAAUUUAUAUCGGUGAUCCAGAAGCAGCGUGAAAUUUUGAAGGAGCUCAUCGCUCAACGGCACAGCGAAGUGCAGCAAGCACGUCCGGGACUGACAUGUUUCAAGGAGGGUGUUCGAUGCAUACCAGUUGAGUCGAUUCCUGGCCUGCGGGAAAUCGGAUGGAAACCGCAGAUGAGGACGCAGCGAACGUCGCGUCCUUCAGAAGAACACGCUGAUCCUGAUAAGCUUGCAACGUCCUUUGCAACCGUGUUGCAGGCAACGAGACAGCAUGCCGCUGCCUGGCCCUUCUUGAAGCCAGUGGUUGCUGCCGAAGUUCCUGACUACUACCAUCACAUCAAAUAUCCCAUGGACCUAAAGACAAUGGGUGAGCGAUUGAAGAAAGGUUACUAUGUGACCAGGCGAUUAUUCAUGGCCGACAUGGCAAGGAUAUUUUCGAACUGUAGAUUCUACAACCAGCCAGACACAGAGUAUUACCGUUGUGCCAAUUCACUCGAACGUUAUUUUCAAACCAAAAUGAGGGAACUUGGAUUGUGGGAUAAGUAGUAGUGCCCACACGACGAGGGCAAAGCGCCGAGACCUGAGACUCCUCGGCUUCUCUCAAGAAACUAAUGAAAUUUGUUAUUUGCUGUUAUUUACUAAUUAAACCAAAAACAACCCCGACUGAAAUAAAAUCAUCACAUAUGUAUACAAUUUAUUUUA
Messenger RNA from Eupeodes corollae, 2927 nucleotides. Its product is annotated as histone acetyltransferase KAT2A-like. The coding region runs from base 498 to 2771 and encodes 757 amino acids. Gene Ontology annotation, biological process: chromatin remodeling; positive regulation of transcription by RNA polymerase II. The record is from RefSeq and is a predicted model, not a curated record. NCBI's taxonomy places the organism in Eukaryota, Metazoa, Arthropoda, Insecta, Diptera, Syrphidae. Gene Ontology annotation, molecular function: protein binding; histone H3 acetyltransferase activity. The transcript is spliced from 2 exons. Gene Ontology annotation, cellular component: nucleus; histone acetyltransferase complex.